UUUAUAAUCGCUUGAAACAAACAACGCAAACCAUUUGUUUUCGCGCUGAAUCGAUAUUAGCCGCCUUCAGUGUUCCUUGUUUUGUAUAAUUGUACAUUUUGUGCAGCCUGUGGUUUUGGUUAAAGUAGGCACUUAUUGGUAACUCCCCGUGCGUUAGCCAUUCGCAAUCAAACCGUCUCACAACCAUGGGCGAAGACGAGAGAACGCUUUGGUGUGGAAAUCUAAGCGAAAGUGUUUCCGAAGAGUUGCUGUACGAGUUGUUUCUGCAGGCUGGUCCACUGGAAAACGUAAAGAUUCCCCGAGAUGCAGAUAGACGUCAGCGCAAUUAUGCCUUCAUUACGUUCCAACACGCCUGCAGUGUGGAGUAUGCGAUGAACAUAUUCGAGGGCACAGCGCUUCUGCAACGUCCGCUCACACUGCACAGAAAAACUCGCAACGGAUCCAACGCUAACAAUGCUUUGUCUCAAACGAAUUUCAACUAUCCAUCGGGUAGCACUAGCACCAGUAGCAGCAGCCACACGCGCAAACGUUUUUCCAACGAUGCAGUACCAGUGCACUUUCCUCCAAUGCAUCAGUCGAUGGAUGGUAAUACAUCGUCGAAUAAAAGUCCGGACGGAUUAAAUACAUUACACGGACAAAAUGACAUCAUGUCUGCGAUGUCGAUGGCACUGAAUGGAUCGCAGUAUGCAUUUACACCGGAGCUGUUAGCUCAGCUGGGCCAGCAACUUCUUGGUGCAGAACUCCCUCCGUUAGACGAUGGCAACCAGCAGCAGAGUUCGUUGCGCACGAAAAUGCUGCAUAACGAUCGAUCUCACUAUCGUGAUCGCCAUCACCAAAAACCAUAUUCUCGAGACGAUCGCUACGAUCAUAAGCACGAUCGCAACGAUUCGCAUAAUCGCCGUCGCUACGAUAGCAGCAGUGGACGGAACAGUAACGAUUACGAAAAGGACAACCAUCGAAACAACAGGAGGCGGAGAUAGUGGUUGAUAAUUUGCAUCAUGGUACAAAAGAAAACAAACUUUAUAUAAUUUAACCAUCCUGACAUCGGAGUCGGUAUAAAUAUGCUAUUUGUGAGGACGAUCAAUCGCGCGCGUGAGUGGAAGUUUUAGGAGCGUAUUGUAAAUAAUACAAACGAUUGUUUUCAAAUUUGUUCUUCAUUGCAAUCAACUCUCCCCAAAGCCCAUUGCAAGGGCCUUGAGGCCGUGUAAUAAAUAUGAAACCUUCUCUUUUAUAACAUUUUUAUCCAGUGUGAUCACCAUAGCAAAAGAACAAAUCGUUUCCAUGUGGGUAUGCU
Molecule: messenger RNA, 1294 nt
Organism: Anopheles moucheti
Lineage: Eukaryota; Metazoa; Arthropoda; Insecta; Diptera; Culicidae
Product: RNA-binding protein 7
Exons: 2
Coding region: 186-980 (264 amino acids)
Biological process (GO): regulation of alternative mRNA splicing, via spliceosome
Cellular component (GO): nucleus
Molecular function (GO): single-stranded RNA binding
Source: RefSeq, a predicted model, not a curated record